Messenger RNA from Vespa mandarinia (Asian giant hornet), 937 nucleotides. RefSeq names its product peptidyl-tRNA hydrolase 2, mitochondrial. Gene Ontology annotation, cellular component: cytosol. NCBI's taxonomy places the organism in Eukaryota, Metazoa, Arthropoda, Insecta, Hymenoptera, Vespidae. The record is from RefSeq and is a predicted model, not a curated record. Gene Ontology annotation, molecular function: peptidyl-tRNA hydrolase activity.
UUUGAAUUAAUAUUACAUUGAUAAAUUAAUUGAUUCCAUCAUUUAUUGUCAAGAUUCUUUUAUUUUUGUAUUUUGUACUUUUACAUAAAAUCGUUUGGAAAACAUAUUUUAAAAAUUAUCCUUAGGAUAAUAUAUACAUAAAUAUAUAGAAACUAUUUUUGUGAAGCAGAAAAAAUAUUAUAAAACAUUUUGUAAAAAAUGGAUAUUUUAAAAUCACCUCUAAAAAAUGGUAUAGAUACAACCAUUGGGUUUGUAAUUUGUACCAUGGCUGGUUAUUGUAUAUAUAAAUUAAUAAUGUAUCGAAUAGGUAAAAAAUCUGUACCAGAUGGUAAUUGUAUUGCAUAUUCAGAGUUCGAUGAUAACCAAGAUUGUAAAUUAGUAUUAGUUGUAAGAAGUGAUUUAAAAAUGGGAAAAGGAAAAGUUGUGGCUCAAUGUGCACAUGCGGCUGUAGCAGCUUAUAAAAUUGCUCAAAAGUAUCCACCUAUUUUAAAAGCUUGGGAAAAUUCUGGUCAAGUAAAAGUCACUGUCAAGGUGAAUAAUGAAGAUGAACUAAGAGCAAUAGCAAAAGCAGCCAGAGAUGCUGGUUUAAUAACAAAUGUAAUACAAGAUGCAGGACGCACACAAGUAGCUCCAGGAAGUAGAACUGUAUGUGGAGUGGGUCCUGGGCCAGCGCAUUUGGUAAACUUAGUAACUGGGCGUUUGAAACUUUAUUAGCAUUCUUCAAAAAAAUUGUACAUUUUUUUUAUUAUUGAAAUGAAUUUAUAUUAAAACAUUCCUUUCCAAUCUUUGGAAGGUUUGAUCAUUAAUAAUUUAAAUAAAUUUCUAUAACAAAAUUUAUUUAUAUAAAAUACUGAAAAAAAAAAUGUAAAGCAUAAAAUAGCUUAACUCUUCCAUAAUACACAAUUGUUGAUUGAGAACAAUUUUACAUAAAAAAAAA